AUGUCCAACAACAACACUGCCGACACUGGAUCUAAUGGUCCUGCGAUUAAUAAACUAGACAGCAGUCUUGAAGCAGACAUCGCUCAUUUGAAUACUCUUUUGUCAAACGGCUCAUUGGACGGUAGUCACGGAACAGAAGACCUGAUGGAAAUGCUGGCACGUCUGGAUAGUGCUGAUGGUGUGGCCGAGGGUAUUGAAGGGAGAUUGGACGGGGUAUUGGGAACCCUAGAUAAUCUUUUGACAUCCCUCGAGACCCGUGAUGAGGCGAGCAUCGCGGAGAAAGCAGUAUCAAUAGAGGCAGAACAAGUCAUCGUCUCAUCAACAGAGAGCAAGACUACCGACGGGCCUACUCCCUCGCAUUAG
Suillus discolor is the source of this 363-nucleotide messenger RNA. RefSeq lists its product as uncharacterized. The record is from RefSeq and is a predicted model, not a curated record. The coding region runs from base 1 to 363 and encodes 120 amino acids. The transcript has a single exon. NCBI's taxonomy places the organism in Eukaryota, Fungi, Basidiomycota, Agaricomycetes, Boletales, Suillaceae.